CAUGAGAGAGAGAGAGAGAGAGAGAGAGAGAGAGAGAGAGCGUCACAGUGUUUUCGUUCAGUACACGUUACCUCACACGCACUCUGAAGACACAGCAGCGAGAAAGGGCACCCGUAUCUAUCCGUUGCAUUACUGGCUGGUUUCUUUCAGAGAGAGCUCUGCAGACGUGAAAAUACCACGAUUCCUGCUGAAGUGGAACUCUCGCCAGUUGCCACAGUCUUUCCUGGAUUCCCUUCAACCUUCUCGCCGCAUUUCUCCAUCCUAGGUUUUCUGGAAUGAGCUGUUUUCCUGCUUGCGUCGUUUCCAUGUCAGCAUGGGAACUGCCGUGUCCAAAAGGAAGAAUAUAAGAAACGAUGCGACAUCUUCCGUGGCAGCAAAAGUUAGAGCAGCGCGAGCGUUUGGAGAGUACCUGUCCCACACACACCCUGAGAACCGAAACGGCUCAGCCCAUCUCCUGUCUGACACGUUUGUGGGCCCAGACUCUGUCUCCCCUGGCGGUGUCCGUCACCACAACAACAACUAUCCAUACCCCCACAGGGGCUCUCCGGCCUCCCCUGAGUCCAGCCUGGUGAAGCAUCCGCUGGACCACCUCCAGCCCCCGCCCGCCUCCAUCACCACCACCAAGACCCGCCUGUCUCUGGAGCGCAGCUUCUCGGCUGAGGAAGACCAGCAGAAGUGUGUGGAGUGCGCCCUGCAGCCCGCCCGCGUCUACACCAUCACCGGAGAGCACGGUAUGCUGGGUAGCAACCGGGGCAGCAAGGAGAGCCUGGAGCUGGAGCUGCUGAAGGGGGCGUCGCCCCUGGUCCAGCCCUCCACCUCCCCCUCCUCCACCUCCUCCUCCUCACCCACCCAGCACCACCUCCGUCACGGUCACCGCAGCAACACUCACCGCGAUGACGGGAGCCAUCGUCACGGCAACCCCGUGGCCGGCGGCAGUGGCAGCAACCAUCACACUCUGAAUGUUACCGGUGGGGGAGUCUCCCACCAUGGCCACCAUGGCAGCCACCACCAUCUAUCCCAGCAGCCUCUGUCGAGCUCGGUCAGCGCGCAAAACAUCCGCAGCUGGGGCGAGGGGGGCAAGGGGGACUCACGGGAGGACUGCAGCCUCAAUGUGGUCUUGGACUCUAGUGGGGCCCCGUCCCGUAGCCAGGGCUCCCUGGAUCUAGAGAGCUCCCGCGAGGCAGGCAAGCAACACAGGCGCCUAGAGAGGAUGUGCAGUGUGGACCGGAUGACUGGGCUGGAGAGAGAGGACAACAACUGGUACCCAAAAGACAAUAUGUUUAGCUUUCAGACUGCUACUACCACCAUGCAGGCGAUAUCGGCUUUCCGGGGAUUUGUGCAGAGAAAGAGGAGAGAGAGGGAGCUGGAUUCGGCUGAAGUCAUCCAGAGGAACUUCCGGAAGCAUCUCAGAAUGGUGGGCAGCAGGAGGAUGAAGGCACAGACAUUUGCCGAGCGUAGAGCGAUGAGUUUCAACCGCUCCUGGAGUGACCCCACCCCUGUCAAGAAUGACUCUCCACAUGACCCCAGAGACAGUGGGGACCUGCCUGCCUCGUGUGGGACCCUGGAUGAGGGGGAGCGUGAGGAGCUAGACUGGGAGGAGGAGAGGGAGAUGGAGAGACUUGCCUGUGAGGGAGAUGACUUCAUCCCACCCAAAAUCAUGCUGAUCUCCUCCAAAGUCCCCAAGGCGGAGUACGUUCCCACCAUCAUCCGCAGGGAUGACCCCUCAAUCAUCCCUAUCCUCUAUGACCAUGAACAUGCUACGUUUGAUGAUAUCCUCGAGGAGAUUGAGAAGAAGCUAACAGCCUACAGGAGAGGGAGCAGAAUCUGGAGGAUGCUCAUCUUCUGUCAGGGAGGUCCAGGGCAUCUGUACCUGUUGAAGAAUAAAGUGGCCACAUUCGCCAAGGUGGAGAAAGAAGAGGACAUGAGCCAGUUCUGGAGGAGGCUGAGUCGGUUUAUGAGCAAAGUGAACCCUGAACCCAACCUCAUCCACAUUAUGGGCUGCUACGUCCUGGGAAACCCCAAUGGAGAGAAGCUGUUCCAGAAGUUGAAGAACCUGAUGAGGCCUUACUCCAUCGAAUUCGAGUCGCCACUGGAACUGUCUGCGCAGGGAAAAGAGAUGAUUGAGAUGUACUUUGACUUCCGUCUCUUCCGCCUGUGGAAAACUCGCCAGCACUCUAAACUCCUGGACUACGAGGAUCUUUUAUGACGGGGCUCCAAGUCAAGUCCGUCCUGUAGAAUACAUGCAGUCUAUACUGGGACAGGAGGACCUACUGAACACCACUGCUCAACUCAACCCUACUGCUCAGCCCCACUGUAACAUCUAUCACACCUGCUUUCAUCCAGGAGAGGACUGGGAGAGGGGGGUGAUGAAGAGGAGGACGAAGAGAAGAGGGACAGGAGUGAUAGAGAGGUCGAGGAGGAGGCGAGGGGUGACAUGGCAGCUGUCAUGGUGCUGUGUGUUAUUUAUUUCAACCCGCCUCUUCACCGCCUUCGCAACCACUAAGGUUCGAGGGUCAAAAAGAGAGACACCCAAGCAGAAGGGAUUCUAGAAAGACAACAAGACCUGAAGAUGGAGAGAAAGAGUGAACGAGUAGAACGGGAGAGAGAUCUUCUGUGCUCUUGCUCUCUCCCUUUAUGAAACGAGGAACAAAAACAUGUAUUAUCAUGUUUGAGGUGCUCAUAGCACUUUAAAGGACAAUUGUCUGGUUCUGUUCUGGUUGGACCUCUCAGAGAAAUCCGGAUUGGAAAAGCAAAAAUUCAAUCCAUAUGUAGGUGUGUAUGUACAGUGGGGCAAAAAAGUAUU
Molecule: messenger RNA, 2803 nt
Organism: Oncorhynchus tshawytscha (Chinook salmon)
Lineage: Eukaryota; Metazoa; Chordata; Actinopteri; Salmoniformes; Salmonidae
Product: NMDA receptor synaptonuclear signaling and neuronal migration factor
Exons: 16
Coding region: 314-2206 (630 amino acids)
Biological process (GO): positive regulation of neuron migration; regulation of neuronal synaptic plasticity
Cellular component (GO): cytoplasm; nucleus
Source: RefSeq, a predicted model, not a curated record